Cutaneotrichosporon cavernicola is the source of this 1005-nucleotide messenger RNA. RefSeq lists its product as uncharacterized. The coding region runs from base 1 to 1005 and encodes 334 amino acids. Gene Ontology annotation, cellular component: nucleus. NCBI's taxonomy places the organism in Eukaryota, Fungi, Basidiomycota, Tremellomycetes, Trichosporonales, Trichosporonaceae. The transcript has 4 exons. Gene Ontology annotation, biological process: regulation of DNA-templated transcription. The record is from RefSeq and is a predicted model, not a curated record.
AUGACCACCACCCCAGGUCUCCAAGUGCAUCCACACUUCAAUCAUGAAGAGGCUGCAGCCGUCGCCGCCGAGUUUGUGCAGACCCUCGACAACCUACCAGGCGAGGUCAGGUUCCUCCUGAUGGAGAUCCAGGAGAAGGAUGAGAGGAUAAAAAACCUGCUCAGCCGCAUCAACCAACGGCACUACGGGGUGACGAAAUCCAUUAAGAGCUUGACGCCGACGACCGCGCCUUUGUCAGCGACCUUCCCUCUCCCCGCCCCGAAGGACGCGCCAAUUCCAACAGCCCAUCUCCAACCCAAAGACGCGCAGAACAUUGCCAAGAUUCAGGGCGAGUGGUCCAAGAUCCACCAGCUGCAGGAGGAGAAGGUGCAGCUCGCUGUGCGGCUGGAACGGAUCGUGGGCCGCGCACGGGAUCGCAGCAAGGCUGAGUGGACGCGCGUGGGGGGGAUAGACAUCGACGCCACCGAGCCUGUAAAGCUCGGCGAUCUGGGAGGUGCGGAUGUGCUUCUUCCCUCCACAGGGUUGGGGAGCGGGUCGAACAAGCGCAGUCGCAAGCCGGCUAUUCCGUUAGCGGCAGCGAUCAGCGCAGCAAGCAGCGGUGUACUCUCGCGCGGCAGCUCGCGCGGAGCAAGUCCCAUGGCCCCACCACCGCUCCCGCGCAGCGGGUCUGCAGCGUCAGGACGUGGGCGUGGGAGACCGAAGCGCGAGGUGUUAUCACCAGACGAGGAAGACGCUGAGGGUGAGGAGGAAGAGGAGCCCGCCGUUGAGGCGAUGGAGGUCGACCCGGAUGACCAGCCUUACUGCUUCUGUCAGCAGAAGAGUUACGGCGAGAUGAUCGGGUGCGACAACGACCAGUGUCCUUACGAAUGGUUCCAUGUCAAGUGCGUCAACAUCGACGGGCCACUGCCCGAGACGUGGUACUGCCCCGACUGCGUCAAUACGCUUGGGCUGGCCUCGAGCGACGGCACCAAGGCGCCCAAGGACCGCAAGGGGCGGAAGAAGUAG